Penicillium canariense is the source of this 3387-nucleotide messenger RNA. RefSeq names its product GTPase-activating protein. Lineage: Eukaryota; Fungi; Ascomycota; Eurotiomycetes; Eurotiales; Aspergillaceae. The transcript has 3 exons. The record is from RefSeq and is a predicted model, not a curated record. The coding region runs from base 1 to 3387 and encodes 1128 amino acids.
AUGCUGUCGCUUUCCUCCUUUGUCCAGAAGGCUUCGUCACUCAUUGACCCAGCCAACUUCAAUAUUCCCUCCCUCUCCUCGUCAGACAACGGUCCCUCCAAGGCUUCACUAUUCCGCCAACAGUUCCGCCUGCCUGAUUCCCAGAAUCCCCUGCAGGAGAUCACUGCCGAACUCAUCCUCCCUCUACCAAACUCGUCCGCAAACUCUGGAGACGAGACUCGCCGUGUUGACCGGGCUGGCAAUCGCUACACGGGCCGGCUGCACCUCAGCGAGCGGUUUAUCUCCUUCUCGACACAACCAACCAGCUUUCUGCCCUCGUCGACAUUGAGUGCUUCGACCAAUUGGACUGGACAGACACAUGGCACAGGACCUUCUGGCAAUGGCUUUACUUUGCCACUCUCCUGCAUCCGUCGCGUAGAACGGCUUCACAGUGCUCGCGAUGUGUUCUCCUUGGCAUUGACAACAUGGAACGGCUUGCUACACAAGCAGCAAGAGCCCCACUUCACCCCCCAGCGACUCAUUCUCCAGCUUGUCGGCAGCAGGCAGGCCUGCGAGCGGUUCUGCGAUUGUCUGAAGAAGGGCUUGCGGGAGGCCAUGAAGGAGGUUGAUAAUUUGCGAAGCGUUGUUACAGACUGCUACUCGGAAUACUUGCUUUCUGGUGCCAAAGCCAAGGCGCAAGAAGGGAAUGAGGGUGAAGGUCGACAACCCCCGGAUGCUGGGUUGGGCAUGCUCUUUCGCUAUCCUGGUGAUGCUCGAAAGCUUCGAGACCGAAGCAAGAUGAGACUCUGGGGAGAAUAUUUCCGCGAAAACGGCCGCAAUUCCACUCUUGUUCGACAACCCACAUUCCACAAACUGAUCCGAGUUGGUCUGCCAAAUCGGUUGCGAGGAGAGAUUUGGGAGCUCACGUCUGGCUCCAUGUUCCUUCGCAUUCGAUCGCCCAAGUUGUACGAGGAGACUUUAGCCAAAUUCCACGGCCAAGAGUCUCUUGCCAUCGACGAGAUUGAGAAAGACUUGAAUCGCAGUUUACCCGAGUACCCGGGCUUUCAAAGUGAAGAGGGCAUUGGGCGACUGCGACGAGUUCUGACAGCGUAUAGCUGGACGAAUGCAGAGAUUGGCUAUUGUCAAGCGAUGAACAUUGUCGUCGCCGCACUGUUGAUAUAUAUGUCCGAGGCCCAGGCCUUUUUCCUGCUCUCUGUACUCUGUGAUCGCCUUCUCCCUGGCUACUACUCCACCACCAUGUACGGAACCCUUCUUGACCAAAAGGUCUUUGAGUCCCUGGUGGAAAAGACCAUGCCCAUCCUCUGGGAACACCUUGCCAAAUCCGAUGUACAGCUCUCCGUCGUCUCCCUCCCUUGGUUCCUUUCCCUGUAUAUCAACUCGAUGCCCCUCGUCUUUGCCUUCCGUGUCUUGGAUGUUUUCUUCUUGGAAGGCCCCAAGGUUUUGUUCCAGAUCGGCCUGGCUAUUCUUCGCAUCAACGGCGAAGAGCUUCUUGACAUCCAGGACGACGGAUCAUUCAUCUCCGUCCUGAAGUCAUACUUCUCUCGCCUGGAUGAAUCCGCUCACCCCAGAUCGGAGAACCCCAAGCUGCGCGCUAUCACCAGAUUCCAGGAGCUGAUGGUCGUGGCUUUCAAGGAGUUCUCUGGCAUCACGCACAGCACCAUCAUCGAGCAGCGCGAGAGGCACAAGGAUGCUGUCCUGGAGAACAUUGAAAGCUUUGCCAAGCGCACUUCCAUCCGCAAUCUCGGCCCUGAGAGCAAGCGUCUCAGCGUGGAUGACCUGGGCAUGAUUUAUGACCGCUUCUACGAGACACUAUACCAAUGGCAACAGCAUCAGAUGCUCGUUGAGGAAGAGAGGCAACGUCAUGAAAAGAAGAAAACCGAACGUCAAUCCAUCCUCGGACCGCCUGUGGACCGGGAAGUCGGCCGUGUCGGUCUUGGACCCAGCCCUACUCACAUGGAUUAUGAUGCCUUCCGAGAGUUCUUGGCUGCGACGUCUAAAUGGGCUGUUUCUGACUCUCCUGCCCCCGCCAGAAAAGACCCGGCCGCUUCCGGCUACAGCAGCUUCAGGGGCAAUGGCAAGUCACUCCUGUGGGCCAACCGACGCCAACCGGCCGAUCAUGAGUUCAUGCAACGCCUGUACCGCAAGUGGGCUUGUGACCCCGAAGAGGGCUUAAAUCUGCAGAAUGUGGUGAAUGGCCUGGCGCGCCUCAAGGGAUCGCCGGAUAUCAUGAACAACAUCUCCUACUUUUUCGACCUCUAUGAUGACAGUGGGAAUGGUCAAGUUGACCGGGAAGGGAUUCUCAAAAUCUCUGAGGCGCUGCUUUUCCUCUCUCGCCGUGGAUUCGAAGGAACUAUCACUGCUACUCAGUCCGUGGAGGACCUGAGCAACCCCCGGAAUCGUGAUCAUGCCGAGCAGAACCGACUCACCACCGAUGAGAGAUUCCUAGGUAGUGUCAGCGCGUUCAUUCGUCGCUGCUUCGAGUACGCCGAUCCUAGCCAUCCCGAGAAUCAGAGCGCUACCACCAAAGACGGUCCCACAGAAGCAGCGGAGAAGCUCGGUUCCUUCGCCAUCGGCGAUGACGAAGAGGACCUGAUCGACGUUGAAGGCGAAUCCGAGCCCGGAACAUCGCCAACAGGAGAGACGUCGCCCAAGGAAUCGAACGAGCAGCAUCGACCCAGGUCCGAGUCCGCCAACCAAGCUCUAGACCCCAACAACCCACUGCACAUCACCCUUCCUACCUUCCGAAUGGUCGUCCUGGCCGACGAGCUCUUGGAACAGUUUUUCGAGUCGUACUUCCCCCAAUCAUUCCAUCUCUCCGACCACCCCCACCCCGCUGCCCUCGCCGCAUCCUCAUCCCUUUCCUCCCAUCUCACUACCUUCUCCAACAUCGGCAGCGCCCGCCCCUCCGUUUCUACCGUCGCAGGUGCAUCCGUCGCCGGCGCCUCCGGCGGCAUCGUUCCUCCCGGCAAGGGCCUACGCGGCGUCCUCGAUAACAUCGUCACCGACGGCAUCCGAAUGGCCGCCGAAGUCAAGAAGCGCAUGGACGACGCCCAACGCGACCUCGAGCGCAACGCUCUGGGCGGCCGCGACGAAGACGAUGAUGAAGAUGACGAGGACGACUACCCCUCCCGUCAAGGCAGUGCCUCUACGGCCGCUAUGGCGGGCGGUAUCUCCAGCUGGGGCGCCGGCGCGUACGGCGCGGACCCGGAGCGCCGCAGCGUCCGCGAGGCUGACCGCGACCUUUUGGAAGGCGCCGAGGCCGAGGACAUCAGUAUUCGCCCCAAAGAAGAGGCAUCCAGCCAGGCCAGCAGCCAUGCGGCGAGAUUACCUACAUUAGCAUCUGACACCGAGGUUGUAAGCAAGGUUGUCGAGUUUGAAUCAAAAUGA